UCACCUCCACCGUCCAAGCUCCUCUCUCUACCUUAAUAUUAUUUGUGUAAAUAAAAUUAGUGUCACAUAAAAUCUCGCUUUAGACACUGACAUGGCGGCCAACGGCACGGGUGCUGUCUUCUUCCUGGGCACGAGAGCGCAUUACCAGGUUUUGGAACAGCCAAGUAAUUACGAUGCGGAGAAUGGGAAUGCAUCGACUGAGACCAUAUACCAGAAUAGGUCUGUCGAGGAGCUAUGGCCGGCGGGGUCGAAGGACGUGAAGUACGACGGGAACUACAACCAGGAAAAGGUCAAUUGGUACACCGAGGACUGCGAGGUUAAAGUUCUUGAGGUGAGAGGUGACAGUUGUAUUAAGAGACGUACCAACGGACGCUCGACGGAGGCUUUGCUGUGUGAUGACGUAAGACCUGCAGCCGCUGCGCUCAAUGACGUUGAGGAAAAGACCAGCGAAUUAAAAGCUAAGCCACGUCGUGUGUCUCUCCUUUCAUACCUCACGUCCCUCGCGCGGCGGAAGCGACCCUCGGACAAGCAUUACUUACAGCAUAUGGAGAGUGUGCUCAACACCUGCACCUACAGGGAGUCCUGCAGGUGUCUGGACUGUCAGAGCCGUUACUUCGAAUGCGACGAGGACAGUGACGGCUACAGUUCGGACGACGACUACUCGAAAUACAGCGUCAAAGAAGACAUUCGGACACCGGAAGAGAUAGAUGAUGAGGUAUUUUUGGAUUCCCCUGAGAACGAUAAUACGUCGACAGAUCUCCUCCUCGACGAGGGAAUACAAGAGGAGACGAUAGAUGAAGUCUCUGAAACUGAUAGGGAAGAUGAUCAACAGUUGAAAGUUGAAGUGGCCGCGAGCACGACGGCUAUGUUCAACCUCCUUCUGUAUCAUCCUUUUUCGUGUAGCAUUCAAUAAAAAAAAAAUCUUAAUAAAUAAAGUAUUGGCUUGUUUCUGAA
Molecule: messenger RNA, 954 nt
Organism: Danaus plexippus (monarch butterfly)
Lineage: Eukaryota; Metazoa; Arthropoda; Insecta; Lepidoptera; Nymphalidae
Exons: 6
Coding region: 92-913 (273 amino acids)
Source: RefSeq, a predicted model, not a curated record